Ilex paraguariensis (yerba mate) is the source of this 1185-nucleotide messenger RNA. The record is from the annotation of a GenBank genome assembly. Lineage: Eukaryota; Viridiplantae; Streptophyta; Magnoliopsida; Aquifoliales; Aquifoliaceae.
UGUCUUCAUAAGUUCCAAUCCUACUGAGGAAAAAGAUCAAACCUCGUAACCCCACUCAAAUCCUACUUGAUAAAAAUCUUUGCAGAAAAUAUUCUACCCAAUCGGACGGGUCCCACCAAAUGCUCGGAGCCUUGGACGCGUAAAACUCUUUCCGUGUGGAUCCCACCUUCAAAUCACUAUAAUCCAAAAAUCUCACACAAUGAAUCGGCCGCAUGAUGCCACUUGGAGUGCGACGGACUAUUGCAGACCAUGCAUGAGGCCUCACUUUCCUUGCAAAUCAAUCAACCUCGUAGUCGUAGCUCUCUCUGUAUUACCAGGCGAAUGGCGAUGGAGAAGAACAAGAGCUUUGAUGGCAAACCUUCGAACCACAAGGUAAAACUAUUGUGCAGAUUUGGGGGGAAGAUUCAAACCAGGUCUCAAGACCACCAACUCACGUACAUCGGCGGCGACACAAAAAUCCUGACCGUUGAUCGAAGAAUCAAGUUCUGCGACAUUUUCACGAAGAUUUUCACCUUAUGCAAUUUAAGCAGUGAAUUCUGCUUAAAGUAUCAGUUGCCCGGUGAAGAUCUCGACGCAUUAGUGUCUGUGAUCGACGACGACGAUCUUGAGCACAUGAUGGUUGAGUACGACCGGUUACUUGGGAUUCCGACGGACAAACCAGCUCGUCUCCGGCUGUUCUUGUUUCCGACGAACCCGCCGGUCAAGGCAGGUUCGGAUACACCGUUCAAUCCGGAUUUUCUUUUUGGGUUUGACAAGGAAUUGCAAGUGAAUUAUACGCCGACAUACGAGAUUCCUCAGAUUCCUGGUGUGAGCAUGCCUGAGAUUUCCGGGUCGGAUCCACAUGAAGGAGCCCUAGUGAAGACGGGAAUUCCGGGGCAAGGAUCACGUGAAAGUCACGUGAUAUAUGGAGAGUUUGCGGCACAGUUUGGGUUUCACAAGGGCUCUCAAGUAUAUACCACAGCGACGACAUGCGAGAGUCCUCAGAUUCAGGGUAUGGGAAUCCCCGACGUUUACGGGUCGAAUCCACGUGGAAGUCAGGUGACAUGCGAAGGUUUAGCUGGACAGCUAGUUUACCCGCUGGCAUUAACGACCACCGGGUUUGGNAAUGAUGGUGGUAUGGCGACAGUAGUGAUUUUUGUGGUAAAGGGGGUGGUGGGGUGGCGACGACAACAACGAUGGUGGUAG